Molecule: messenger RNA, 1988 nt
Organism: Lentinula edodes (shiitake mushroom)
Lineage: Eukaryota; Fungi; Basidiomycota; Agaricomycetes; Agaricales; Omphalotaceae
Product: MBOAT, membrane-bound O-acyltransferase family-domain-containing protein
Exons: 9
Coding region: 50-1783 (577 amino acids)
Biological process (GO): ergosterol metabolic process
Cellular component (GO): endoplasmic reticulum membrane
Molecular function (GO): ergosterol O-acyltransferase activity
Source: RefSeq, a predicted model, not a curated record
CGCUUCUUAAGAGAAAACCACCAACAAGUUGCGCACUCCCGAAUCCAGGAUGCCUAUCGAUGGACAGAACGCUCAACGAACUAUCAGUAGUGAGGGCUUCCAGACUUCGGAUGGGACCUUAUACGUUUCCAAGCCUUUCAAGUCAAAGAGUUCGAAGAAACUACGCGCGCUCAUAACGUUCGCUCCGAGACAUUCUACUUUUGACAUCAACAACGAAAAAUCUGUGGCGAACGAGUUCCGGGGGUUCUUUAGUCUUUUCUGGAUCUCCAUAUUCAUCUUCACUGUCCGAACGUAUGUCCGAAGUAUUGAAACCAAUGGACAUGCACUCAACUUGGCCUUCGCGACAAUGUUCUCGAAAGAUGCAAUUACUCUGGCGUUAAGUGAUGCCGUAUUGGUGGGAAGCACAAGCAUUUGCGUCGUAUUUGCCAAAGCAAUUUCCGCAGGAUGGAUUCGUUAUUAUUGGACAGGACUAGCCAUGCAACACAUAUUCCAGACGACGGUGUUGAUAAUGGCUGUAGGAUGGACAUUUAAUCGACAAUGGCCUUGGGUCCAGUCUGGAUUCUUUACCCUUCACAGUCUUGUAAUGAUCAUGAAGAUGCAUUCCUACAUGACUGUUAACGGAUACUUACAAUGGGUUUCCGAACAAUCCCAGGCGAUCCUAGAUCAGCUGCGCGAGGCGACCAACUCAGAAGGAGGCUGGGAUCAUGCUGUACGUGUAGCGAAAGAGCAUCGGGCAGCAUUAGAUGCAGCAUCUGCUAUCGGUUCUUCGCAUUCAUCUGGGACCUCUCCUAUGGGCACACCUCCCAUUCCCGACGGAGUGCAGGCCUCUUAUGUCGACCCAGAUACUGCUAAGGCUCUAAGGAAACGUUUAGCGUCCAUGUCGGAUGCAAAUGGAGUGGUUGACGCAGAUACGAAGAACGUUGUGGAUUCACUCAAUGAUCCCAAUACUUACAAGAAAACUGACGAGCAUAUACCCUCAGCCACGACUCCGCAUCCCCUUAUCGACCAUCCAGACGAAAAUAUUUCCAACUUGGCCAAAGAUUAUAGCGAACUCCAAGGAGAACUCGUUAGUACGGGGCCCCUUUACAUUGUCUGGCCCAACAAUAUCACAUUCAAGAAUUUUGCUGUUUACAUGCUUAUUCCUACGCUAGUUUACGAGCUUGAAUAUCCUCGAACCAACCGGAUUCGACCCAUCUACGUGUUCGAAAAGACGGUGGCAACCUUUGGAACAUUUGUCCUUCUGUACACUGUCACCGAAAGCUUCAUCCUUCCAUAUACUCCCACAUAUGAUCAGUCCUUCUUCAGAUCAUUACUUGACCUCGCGUUACCUUUUAUGAUGGCCUAUCUGCUGCUGUUCUACAUCAUAUUUGAAUGUAUCUGCAAUGCCUUCGCUGAACUCUCUUGCUUCGCUGACCGGCAAUUCUACGAAGACUGGUGGAAUUCGACAUCCCAAGCCGAGUUUUCGAGGAAAUGGAACAAGCCUGUGCAUUCAUUUUUGCUCCGCCAUGUUUACGCGUCAACAAUGACCAGCCACAAACUUUCGAAACAAUCGGCAAUGUUCGUAACAUUCCUUUUGAGCGCCUGUAUACACGAACUAGUCAUGGUCGUUGUUACGAAGAAAUUUAGGUUCUACCUGUUCGCACUUCAGCUGAUCCAAAUACCUCUAAUUGCCUUGAACUCAGUACCGUUCAUUAAGCGGAGCAAGCUGCUGGGCAAUCUGAUGUUCUGGGUAGGACUGUAUGCGGGAUUUCCUUUACUAUGUGUGGCAUACGUGGCGUAUUAGAACGUAUUAGUGGACAGUUGGUCAAGAAGCUUUAUCGAGGUAAGACCCACUCAUGUGACGAGAUGAUAGAUGUCUCGCGUUUUUGUGUGGCUUCUGGCGGUUGAGAGCGACAUCAGUGGAGUUCGGUCGGACGUUCUUGUGCUUGGUUUUAAAGCAUGGCCCAAAUUAUCCCAAUUCUGCAGCUGGUCGAAACAAGGAAUACAAU